CCAGUCUUUUGUGGUAACCUCACCCUUUCCGUGAUUCAAGCUGGUUAAAACAAAAGGCUCUAAUUAUUUUCAGACUCUGACGUACGUCUGGAUAAUGUUGACCUGCUUCUAAAUCCUCACUCAUAGCAGUCUGACUCUUUCACAGGGGAGUGUAAGGACACUUUGGCAACAAUCUCAGAGCCAGUAACUCACAACACGUAUGGCAGGAAUGAAGGAGCAUGGAUGAAGGAUCCAAAGUCUGAUAAUGACAAAAUUUAUGUCACAAACUUCUACUACGGGAAUAACCUCCUGGAGUUCCGCAACCUGGAGGUUUUCAAAGCAGGCCGUUUUACCAACUCAUACAAGCUUCCUUACAACUGGAUUGGCACAGGCCAUGUCGUCUAUGAUGGGGCUUUCUACUACAACCGUGCCUUCUCCCGAGACAUCAUCAAGUAUGACCUGCGUCAGCGUUAUGUGGCUGCCUGGACCAUGCUGCACGAUGCUCUGUUUGAGGAGGCGUCGUCACCGUGGGAAUGGCGCAGCCACUCGGAUGUCGACUUUGCCACGGAUGAGAGCGGCCUGUGGAUCAUCUACCCGGCACUGGAUGACGAGGGCUUCUUACAGGAAGUGAUUGUUCUGAGUCGGCUGAACCCCUCAGACCUCAGCAUGCAGAGGGAGACCACCUGGAGAACCGGUCUCAGGAGAAACCACUACGGGAACUGCUUCAUCGUGUGUGGCGUCCUGUACGCUGUUGACAGCUACAACCAAAAGCACGCCAACCUGGAAUACGCCUUUGACACGCACACAAACACUCAGAUGACUCCCAGAAUGCCCUUCACCAACAACUACACCUACACCACACAGAUUGACUACAAUCCCAAAGAGGGUGUUUUGUAUGCGUGGGACUAUGGACACCAAGUAACAUACAACAUUAAGUUUGCCUAUGUAGACCCUUAGUAAGGGUUUGACAGUAGUGAUAAAAAGUUAAUUCUAUGGUUUGAAUGGAUUGUAGAUCAGUCCACAUGGCCUUCAGUACGGAGACUAACAGGGGCCAAAUGUACAAAUGUACUUCAGUAUAUAGUGACUAAACUGUUUUGUUCUUAUCAAGAUUUUUAAAGUUUUUACCUGACAUAAAUGAAACGAUGAGCCUGAUUUCUCAGUCAACGCACCAAGUUGUACUGUAUAUAUUGUAAUACUGUAACAAAAAAAAAAAAAAAAAAAAAGCCCUAUGAGAUAAAUGAAUGCAGGUAGAAUAAGUUCAUAUCUUGGGUCAAAUAACGCUUUCACAUAAAAGAACCAGUUCAUAGAAGCCUACUCUUUGGACAAAUUACAUUUUUCUGUUUUAUACACAUUAUUUUGUAUUACAUUUUUCUUUGCAUCAUAUGCCACAGGUCCUCCGUGUGGUAAUAUCACAGGUAUUGCUGAUGACCUUUGUCUUGUGAAAGCACUUACUGCCUCCAUAUCAGACUGUUCUGAGGAGACUACAAUAAAGUUUGGAAAUACUAAC
Molecule: messenger RNA, 1486 nt
Organism: Micropterus dolomieu (smallmouth bass)
Lineage: Eukaryota; Metazoa; Chordata; Actinopteri; Centrarchiformes; Centrarchidae
Gene: olfml2ba
Product: olfactomedin-like 2Ba
Exons: 2
Coding region: 223-936 (237 amino acids)
Biological process (GO): signal transduction
Source: RefSeq, a predicted model, not a curated record